CCAGUCAGUCAGUCAGUCAGCCAGUCAGUUGUAGUAGAACUUUAGCUUCGUUAGGACGUCGUCAUCGCGUUCGUUCGUCGUAUCGCCGGUUUACUCUCCUAGAAGGUUGGUGGUUCAAACGUUGGACAUUGGAACCCCACCUCCCGCUACCGUGGAUGUUGUUGCGUUUCGCCGCGAUAGACUCUACCCCGUCGUCUUCUUCGUGAGAUUUCGGUUCCGAAAGACGUUCCGAAACAUCCGGAGAAUUCGGUUCGAGAAGAUUUUUGGCUAUAUGUUCCGGUGAAUGGUUGUUAGUCGAGCGUGUUCCGUGUUGGACUUCUCAAUAAGACAAAGCUGCUACACGACUUCCUGUUGGGGGCAGUGAACUGGUUCCGUUGUUCUGGUUGUUUAUUGUUCUCGCGUGUCCGAGCCUCUGUUUUGUGCAGCGUAUUUGGCAAUUAGUGUAACUUUAAAGUUAUUGGUGUAUCGUGUGCGUGACGUAAGCGCCCCCUUCGUGGAUCCCUGGGUGGUCUAGUUUAUGUGGCAACGGGAGGCCAAUCCCCCAGAGGGCACAUCCUUCUGCAGGGGUCCGAGUGUAACCGAAAAGGAAAAGUCCCAAAAUAGUUGUGCUAAAUCAUCUCGCCACACCACAGGACAAGGGGCGUUUUUUUCGGGUGUCUUCAGCUUAGCCAACCUUUCUGUGAUCUGAGUGAGGCGGCUUUUGCGGAAAUUACUACAAAUGACUCCGCAACUGGCAAUUAGAACCUACGAGACGAAGACGACUGAAGGCUGUAGGCUGGAAAUCUGCAAAUAAUCUUUCAGGGGAAUCGUCUAUUUUUUGGUCUUCUCACACAGCCCCAUUGCUGUUGCUGUUCCCGAGCCAAGUGGUCAUUCCGGUUCAUAUGUGUGUGUGUGUCCGUGUGUAUGUAAACAUACGCCGCUAUCCAUAAUUAGAAUGUGUGAUGAAGAUCUGUCUUAGAUGAGAUGUAAUUAUCUGUCCGGUAGCUUUUUCGUAUGGAAAUUCGAUGGGAUGAGUGCCUCAAGUUGUGUCGUGUUCAUCGGUUCGUACCAUUUGGAAAAUCUUGAAGAAGAAAAAUCAAAUCAGUCACAGGUGAAAAAAUGAAUUAACAACGUUAAGCCGUAGAUGAAGAUCAAAAUUAGAAUAGUGUAGAUUUUGUUUUAUGCCGAAAUAAAAAAAAAAUCAUCAUUAAUGCAAAAAGAGCUCGCAUCAUCGCAUAUCUUCGUAGUGUUAUAUUCCUAUCAAAAGUAAAAAUAUGGUGUCUAAAGUAGUGUUAAGGGUCUAAGAAAAUAAAUUUAGAAAAAAAAUCAAAGCAUCGCAUCGUUGUGAAUAUCAAUAUCUGUGCAAAUAUCAAUGUUCGUUGCUUCCAACUGUGUGUUUUGGGCAUUUAAGCUUUGAAUAAAUUUCGCAAAGUCAAUUCCGUGUGCUGUGCUUCUUCAAAUUGCAAAUAUCGUGCUGUCCAGCUAAUCAGAGCAGCCGCAAAUCGAAUCAGUGAAUCGGUGAGAAAGCAUCAUAAAAUGGAUCGAAGCAAAUCCAAGUGAAACCGGAAAGCGGAAAUCCCUGGGCCACCGGAAGCUCCGACAGAUGUCAGCAGCGAUCACGAAGCGACGACGCUCUUCAUCUCUAGCGAUUUUAGCAGCCAUCGUCGAUUCCGACUUCGUCGACAUCUGCUGCAACAAUGAACUGGAUAACGCUUGUGGGGGUGGUUUUUGUCCUCGCGCCGUCCAUUCGGUUGGACUUUGUACCUCCCCUGGCCCAAUCGACUGUGCUGGCUGGCUGCCCGAGGGCCCAGAACCACAAUGGACGCUGGCUGGGAGGAAUUGCAGCUGUGCACGGAUCGCCUAUCAGUUCAGAUCCCAUUCCGGAAUCGCUACGGGCCACCAUCAAUCCGUUCAUCCGCCAUUGGGAACCGGCCAGGUUCGAUCGGGCCCAGCUAGAGAUGGCCCACCGGCACCAUGAGACGCACCGGAGGCGGAGGAGGAGCACCAACUACGACCACGGGGCCGCCAAUUAUGGGCCCGCCAACGUGGUCCGGAUCAACUUUCAUGCUCACGAUCGGGAGUUCCGAUUGUUGCUGCGAGAGGAUCCAUCCUCAAUCUACGCGCGGGAUGUCCAGAUCGAAACCAACGACGGGCCGAAGGAUUUCGAUCUGUCCCGGGUCUACACCGGAUCCAUUGACGGCGACGAACGGUCCCACGUGUACGGUGUCCUGACCCGGGACAAUCUGUUCGACGGUACGAUCGUCACACCGUUGGAGCAGUACUACAUCGAGCCGGCUGCCCGGUACGGACCGGAAAUGGAACGGCACGGUGUCCAUACUGUGAUUUACAAGCUGAGUGACGUCCGGAUCAACCAGGAUCAUCACGGGGCUCACAACCAUCCGGAUCAUGUUGACCAAAGUCACCUAAGCGACAGUAGGGGUGAAAGUAGAACUAGUUCAAGUAUUAGUAGCAGUAGUAUUAGUAGUGUUAGUGAUUCUAUCGCGGGCAGCCGAAUUGGAGAAAGUGCUGCUCAGAGCCGCAGGGCCCUCAAUCAAAAGUCUGAUACUAGUAGCAGUAGUGGUGACAAAACGAGUGAUGAUGAUCAUAGACUAAGUAGAAAAAGUGGUACGAGGGACGGCAGUGCGGAUGGUGUUAGUGGGAGUUCGAGUGGUGAAGACGACGUUGAAGCCGGUAGCCGAAACGUAGUUCGCAAGAAGCGUAGCGCGAGAAAAAGUGACAUCAAACGAAGGAAAAGGUGGCUGCCAGCGGAUGAGAUGCAUGAAAGCCGAGGUGCCCCUUCGGUCCCUUUGGACCUGGAAGUUCCCUACAACGAUGAUUUCAGCCUAACACGCAACCAUAACCUCAACUUUAACUAUAAGAACCAGAUAAUCACCCGUACCAAUGGUGGCAUAAUCGGCGGAACGGGGCCAGCCGUCACCAGCAAACCCGGCGGAGGUCAAACUGUCAAUCGAAACAUCAACACCAACCUGCAGGACCGUUUCAAUCCGCCCCCGCCACCGCCGCCCCCACCGAUCAACAAUCGUAAGAAUCACUUUCUCAUCAAUACGUACAACCCGAAUGGGGAUUCCAACCAGCGAAUCUUCAAUCGAAAUCGAAACAUCAUCGGCAACGUGUACGACCAGCAGCAGAAUCAAAACGGAAGCCUUAACUCGAACUCCAACCCGAAUCACAAAACGCACGUCGAAAUUAUCACGAAAAACGGAUCCACCAAGAAGAACAUUAUCGUGAACAACUACGAUCCGGAUGUGAUCAUUACGGGGGGCAAUGGGGGCAAUAUUAAUCUGAAUGUGCGCAACGAGCUGAACGAGCAGAAGGCCGCCUUCGCCAAUUCUUUGUACGAUCGGAAGAGCACGUGUAUGUUGUAUCUGCAGGCAGAUCACACGUUUUCCCAGAAGAUGGGCUCGGACGAGGCUAGCAUCGAGGCCAUUACAAGGCACGUGCAGCGUGCCAACAUGAUCUACAGAAAGACUGAUUUCAACGGCGAUGGCAAGCCAGACAACAUCACGUUCAUGAUUAAACGCAUUAAGGUGCACAAUCAGAAUGCCCUCAAGGAUCCGUCCUACAGGUUUUCCGGACAAUAUGGAGUGGAGAAGUUCCUGGAGCUGUUUUCAGAGGAAGACUACGACGCGUUCUGCUUAGCGUACAUGUUCACGUAUCGAGAUUUCGAGAUGGGAACCCUCGGAUUGGCCUGGACCGGUGACCUCAAAAAUGCCGGUGGAGUCUGCGAAAAAAAUGGGCACUAUCGGGGUUCGUUGAAGUCCCUCAACACCGGAAUCGUAACGCUGCUCAACUACGGCAAGCAUGUUCCUCCAGCCGUUUCGCACGUGACACUUGCCCAUGAAAUUGGACACAACUUUGGCUCACCGCAUGAUCCCGAGCAGUGCACACCGGGCGGCGAAGAUGGCAACUUCAUCAUGUUUGCUCGGGCCACAUCCGGUGACAAGCGGAACAACAAUCAAUUCAGCCCGUGUUCCUUGAAAGCGAUCGAACCGGUGCUGAACGCCAAAGCUCGCAGUGCCAAGGGGUGUUUCACUGAACCCCAAGAGUCGAUUUGCGGUAAUGGUGUCGUGGAAACUGGAGAACAAUGCGACUGUGGCUGGGAAGAAGAUUGUAAGGAUUCUUGCUGUUAUCCGAUGUCCCGUCAUCCUCGAUUCGAUAAGAAACCAUGUACAUUAACCCCUCAAGCGCAGUGCAGCCCUUCGCAGGGACCUUGUUGUACGGUAGAAUGUACCCUGAAGUUAGGUGACAAGUGUCGUGACGACAACGGCUGUCGAGAUCCAGCGUUCUGUGAUGGCAAAAUGCCAGUUUGUCCUCCGUCCAUCAACAAGCCCAAUAAGACGAUCUGCAACAAAGAGUAUGUGUGCUACAUAGGAGAAUGUACUGGAUCCAUCUGCCUGGCGUAUGGUCUGGAAUCAUGUCAAUGCGUGGUCGGACCCAACGAUCCCACAAUACGGGCCUGUGAGCUGUGCUGCAAGCAACCCGGAGAAGACAAACCGUGUAUGAGCUCGUUCGAGUGGAACGAUCCGCCUUUCGAUGUUCCGGAUAUGUACGCCAAACCAGGAACUCCAUGCAACGAUUACAAUGGCUAUUGUGAUGUGUCGCAAAAAUGCCGUGAAGUUGAUCCCUCGGGGCCAUUGGCCACGCUAAGGAAACUUCUGCUGUCCGAGGAGAGUAUUGCUAGCUUCAAAAAAUGGGUCGUGUCUAAUUGGUACGCCGUAGUUCUAAUAGUGGUCAUCGUACUAGCACUACUGGUAUUGAGUGCAAAACUACUGGGCAAGAGAACAAAUCUCAAGCUGAAAACGGUCACCAUAAUACACAGUGCGACAACGGAAACUGUGCGACUGCCGGAGGACAACAAUGGAGUGAUAGUUCAUACAGCCGUUCGAACCAAAGUUCCACUGAAGAAGAAAGUUCGAGGCGAGCGAUCCAAAUCGAAGACGGGACCGAUGCCAGCAGGAGCUCAGACGCAGCAGCAUUCAGGUCAACCUCAUGCAAUACCGAAACAACUACUGGCAACGGCCAGCGGUCCAUCAGGAGGAGUAGUAACCACGACAGCAGGCCACCCGUCCUCCUCCAAGGAACGGUUCCAUCUGUCCAGAUCAUCGACGAGCAACCCGGCAACUGUAGUCAUAAAGCAGGUUAAACGCCAUGUUGGUAAAACAACCACCACUACGGCAAAUACUGACAGCCCGAAGAAGUUAAUAAAGAAAAAGAAAAAGCGAUCAAGCACCGCCAGUCCCGGAGGCGGUCCUUCCGAUGAAUCUCCCGUCAAGGAACCGACUACCAAACAGAAGAAGAAGAAAUCAAAGUCCAAACAUAAGGAAAUAAUCGACUACUCAAACAGAAGUGACGUCAACAGUCAUUCCAAUACGUUCGGAAAGGUUCAUCGCUGGUUGCUCGAAUCUCCGAUCGUAACGAAUGCGACGAACCAGUUUGAGCAUGCUUCUAAAAUAAGCAAUAUAAUAAACAAAAGCCAAUCCACACCAGAACAUCUUACAACGGCAGCGAUCGCCAAAGUGCCUUCCGCACAACCGCAUCGAUCACCCAAGAAGACGCGAGUGAAGACCAAAUCCGUUGGCAAUAUCAAUGAAAAAGUAAGACUACAAGUGGUGUACAAGCCACCAUUCAAGUUUAGCUUGAAACUAUCGAAAAAUGAUCCAUCCGUCAAAACUCACAUAGUGGCAGGUCCCAUGGGUAAACGAAAAGGAAGGAUGGUCGAUCGCAAACGAGUAGCAGCUGCCAUCCAAUCCGAAGCCCACAGGGGCAGACCAGCGAUCCUCGUACGACCAGCAGCAGUAGGUAAUGAAGAAACCAUCCCCAUCGUUAAUACCACGUCUGAACCAAACUACGAAACACUCAAUCCACGCAUCGUUCCGGAGGCUACAGCUGAACCCCAUGUGUAUGAAAAUGUGGUCUUUGGCAAUACUGGUCACGAACUGCCAAAUUCAGUGCCUCCACCCAUCAAUAGUGCAACUUUCCGUAUCAAUCGUAGUGCUAGUGGUAGUAACAUAGCCCCUAAAACAGGAGGAUCCCACUUCCGGAAUCCAUCGAUAACGUCCGUUAGUCAAGUGCGGCCAACUUCCAGCGGUCUUCGGGGAAGUACUUCGAACCUGGCCGCACCUAGCCAUAGCAAUAACAAUAGUCGUGAACGAGACAAAUAUCGUCGUUCGUAUGGAGGUGCUGUGGGAGGAACCGAAAGCACGGAGAGCUUGAUUCGCUCGAGUACGACGAAUCUGGCUAAGCCUGGCAGCAAACGUAACAGUUUUGCCGAGAAACGAAGGUCUAGUUCGACCAGUCUACAUCAGAAGCAUUCAGGAUCGACCUCAAACCUUCACUCCAUGAAGCGUCACUCGGGGUCUUCCAACCAAUAUCUCAACUAUGAUCCUAAUGAAGCAUCGAUAAGCCGACGUCAUAGUACAAGUGUCAAACCAGUAGAUAGCAGCACCAGUAGUAUGAAGAAACAGAAAAUUUCCCGAACAUCUAGCAGCACGAACCUCCCUCAAUCAUCUUCACAUGGAAACCUGGCUCAGCGGAGGAGUAGUAUAGGUCAUGGCGGCAGUAGGCCCAACCAGCAGCUCGCUCGACAAACUUCUCUGAACGUUAAAAGUCAACGGGCAACUGCAGCGUCCAGUGAUCAUCGAAGGCCUCACACCUCUGCCUGUGAUGACUCACAAAGACAAGCGCCCUUCGAGUGGCCAAUGUCAGUAGUCGGACCCAAGAAACGAGACGAAGAACCGUUACCCUCGGAUCUGGAAGUGAUGGUUUCGGAUGCCGAAUGUCUGGCGAAUGAUAGAUAACCUCGGAGCUUCGGAGCUUCCAGGCUCAGCUAUUACAACUACAACUACUAACAAUGGUGAUUCAAACGUUUCGCUCGUGUUCAUAUCGAUUAUGAUGUGGGUAAACCCCAUGCGUAGAAAUUUGUCCAUUUUCGAUAUCUCAAACCAAUUGAAACGCCUCUCACGAACAAAACCGAAUAAAAAAAACAAGAUAAAUAUUUUUACUAAGUGCCAAGCAACCACUAACGAUACUUCACAUCCAUGCACCAUACACAUCACAUUUUAAUUAAUUUUUUUUUCAAUCGCUCCUGCGUCAUUACCGAGCCAUAACAGUCUCGAUUUUGAAUUUGUUUUUAUCUAGGUGAGGCAAAUAGAAAUUCGCUGCAGCAUUUUUUACUUUUCGACUAAAAACUGAGCAGUAUUUGAACAGAGUUGUAAUCGUUUAAGAUAAAAAUUCAUGCUGGAACCAAACAAAAUCAACAAAACUUUUGUUUUAUGUAUAAGGCAUGCUCAGUAUGAUGAAAUUUGCAAACUUGUUCAAUGAAAAACUAUCUUUAAGACUUAAAAAAAGAGUUUAUAAUUUCGAGAAUCAAAAUUGGUACUCACUCACUGAUCGGUGAUUAAAUCAAUCAAUCAAUGAGAUCAAUUUUACAGUUGUGCGAUUUUUUAAGUUUUUUUCUGUUUUCCAGCCCUGGGUUUUUAUUAACAAUUUAUCAACUAUAUCCUUGAUGGAAGGUGUUGAAGAUGAGCGAAGGGUAAAUUUAAAAAUUAUCAUCACAUAUCAAAUUUUUGUCCGAUUCAAGUCAACUAUUUUAAAGAAGAACGUUCGUCAUGAUACAAUACCGACAACCACUUCAAUCUUUUGAAUUGCUUCUAGAGUAUUUGAAGCUUUUCAGGGCGAUACCAUGUCAUUUUUUUUCAUCACGAGAGUUUUUUAAAUAAAAAUUACGCUUCGUUCAUUUUAAACACCUUCCAUUGUCUUCUUUCCAUCUAAA
Uranotaenia lowii is the source of this 7771-nucleotide messenger RNA. Its product is annotated as disintegrin and metalloproteinase domain-containing protein 10. The record is from RefSeq and is a predicted model, not a curated record. The transcript is spliced from 13 exons. Gene Ontology annotation, biological process: membrane protein ectodomain proteolysis; Notch signaling pathway. Gene Ontology annotation, cellular component: plasma membrane. Lineage: Eukaryota; Metazoa; Arthropoda; Insecta; Diptera; Culicidae. Gene Ontology annotation, molecular function: metalloendopeptidase activity. The coding region runs from base 1677 to 6797 and encodes 1706 amino acids.